AUGGAGCCCAGCGGCCCGGGCACGGGGACCGGCGUGGAAGGCGCGGCGGGCGACCCGUACCAGCGACCAGCGCGGCGCACGCAGUGGCUGCUGAGCGCCCUGGCGCACCACUACGGGCUGGACCGAGGCGUGGAGAACGAGAUCGUGGUGCUGGCCACGGGCCUGGACCAGUAUCUGCAGGAGGUCUUCCACCACCUGGACUGCCGAGGCGCCGGCCGCCUGCCCCGCGCCGACUUCCGCGCGCUCUGCGCGGUGCUGGGGCUGCGCGCCGAGGAGGCUGCCGCCACCUGGGAGGCCGCCGGGGAUACAGCCGCGGGAGACACGAACUCCGGGGAUGUGAUCGCUGGGGUGGCCACCGCUGGGGACGCGGACGCGGAGGAGGAGGCGCGCCUGGCACUGCGCGCCGAGCCGCCUGAGCUCACCUUCCGCCAGUUCCACGCGCGCCUCUGCGGCUACUUCGGCACCCGUGCCGGGCCCCGUCUGCCCCGCGGCGCUCUCAGCGAGCACAUCGAGACGCAGAUCCGCCUGCGCCGCCCGCGCCGCCGCCGCCGCCGAGCGCCCCGUACGCCCGGCCCCGACGGCGGCCCGGACAGCGAACGCCUGGCGCGCUUGGAGGAAGAAAACAGCAGCCUGCGCGAGCUGGUGGAGGACCUGCGGGCCGCGCUGCAGAGCAGUGACGCGCGCUGCCUAGCACUGCAGGUCGGCCUCUGGAAGAGCCAGGCGGGCGCCCAGGAGGCGGCGCACGGCGGGCCCGAGGCGGCGGCGCGGGAGCUGCGGCAGGCGCGGGGCGCGCUGGCGGCAGCCGAGGCCCGCGCGGGGCGGCUGCGCCGCGGCCAGGCCGAGGUGCGGCGGCGCGCGGAGGAGGCCCGGCAGGCAGUGCUGCGCAGCCUGGCGCGCGUGCGCGAGCUCGAGGCGCUGGCGCGGCAGGUGCCCGGCCUGCAGCGCUGGGUGCGGCGGCUGGAGGGCGAGCUGCGGCGCUACAGGUCGGAGGACACCCACCUCCCAACCUCACCACGAGCCAGCCCGGAGGCAGAAGCCAAGAGUAGUGAACCUGAGGACGGUGGGACCAGAGGCCCAGACCUCCCUCCAGAGGGAGCCUGGGGGUCCGACAGCAGCUCGGGGAGCAGACCCCUGGACGAAGCCCGUGCUUCUCCAGCAGCGGACGAGCAGCUGUUCCGCUCGGUCGAGGGCCAGGCCGCCUCUGACGAGGAGGACGACAGUGGGAAGUGGCAGGAGGCGCGGCGGCCACCGGCUGAGGUCAAGGCCCUGCUGGCCGGCCUCUCCAGCUGCGGCAGCGGGUGUGAUGACCAGACGGCCAAGAAGCUCAUGACCUACUUCACCCGCUUUGGCAGUGCCGACCAUGCCCGUGCCCUGGGGGAGCUGGAGCAGCUGGGGACCCAGGGCUGCAGUGGGAAGACCCUGGGGACACCAGGGGAGGAGGCGGAGCUGCAGCAGAAGGUCGAUGAGAACGAGCACCUGAGGCUGGAGCUGCAGAUGGUGGAGACAGAGCGGGUGCGGCUGUCCCUGCUGGAGGAGAAGCUGGAGGACGUGCUGCAGCUCCUGCGGAGGCUCCGGGACCUGAACAUAUCGAAAAGAGCCCUGGGGAAGAUUCUGCUGAGCACACUGGACGCUUGCAGGGACCCUGCACGUGAGGGGACGUCUGGCCCCUCAGCCACGCUGGAUGCCCUGCACCGAGCUUUGGCUGGCUGUGAGCUCCUGCGUAGAGAGCCCUCGGCACCAGCCUCUGCAGCUCCAGCACUCAGCAACUCCCUCCUCAUCUCCUGCUGA
Molecule: messenger RNA, 1788 nt
Organism: Balaenoptera acutorostrata (minke whale)
Lineage: Eukaryota; Metazoa; Chordata; Mammalia; Artiodactyla; Balaenopteridae
Gene: EFCC1
Product: EF-hand and coiled-coil domain containing 1
Exons: 8
Coding region: 1-1788 (595 amino acids)
Molecular function (GO): calcium ion binding
Source: RefSeq, a predicted model, not a curated record